AUGGCCACCGAACACUCGGACGUACUGCUGCUGCUCACAGACGCCUUCGUGAAGCAAGGUGAGGCGCUCCACGACGUUCGUCGUGAGGUCUUCCGCCUCCUGGCCGAGGAGGCGUGGAAGGUGACGAUGCGCAGCCGCCAUUACCUCACGGCUCAAUGCCUGGACAUGCCCUGCGACUCUGCGUGGAUGGUCCUGUACAGAUACGAAACUGACAUCAACUUCCUCAACGCCACCAGCCUUACAAAGUACGUUGAACUGCAGGUGUGCUGCAUCAGAUGCGUAUAUUAA
Molecule: messenger RNA, 288 nt
Organism: Phytophthora sojae
Lineage: Eukaryota; Oomycota; Peronosporomycetes; Peronosporales; Peronosporaceae
Exons: 1
Coding region: 1-288 (95 amino acids)
Source: RefSeq, a predicted model, not a curated record